GGUUUAUAACAAAAAUUAAUUCUUGACAUUUUAACUAACCAAUGGAGACAGCAUAUAAGUGCUAAUCCCUUGUUGAUUCCACAAGAAGCCGUCUCAGUUCAAAAUAUCCUAUUACGUGGUACUACAUUAGUCUAAGUCUAGAGACUGAGUAAAAAAGAGAACGAAGGAGAGAGAGAUAGAUAGAUAGAUAGAUAGAGAUAGAUAGAUAGAGAGAGAGAGAGAGGAAGAUAGAGAUAGAGAGAGAGAUAGAGAAAAUGAAGAGUUCAUGUUAGAACUAGAAUAACUUCGAAUAGAAGUCUUUCAAGCGUUUCUGGCGGUCUCGAUAUCUGAAUUAUAAAUCCCCACGAGGUCGUAAAACAAAUGAUUACUGGCGGAUGUAACGCAAUACUGUUGCGGGCGCGCAGCCUCCCUGGUCUCUCUCUCUCUCUUUCUCUCUCUCUGUUUCGUCUCCCACUUCGUUAGAUCGCUCACAAAUCGUCUGGAUAUUCUCACGUUCGAACAAUACCUAUAUAUUUGUACGUUCGCGUGCCGCGAGUGUCAUAAGACGUGAAGAAAAAAAAAAAGAAAAAAAGAAAAAAAAAAAGAAAAAAAAAGAAAAAAAGAGGAAAAGAAAGAAAGAAAGAAAAAAAUAAGAAGUAAAAACAAAAAAACAUAUUUGUAAAGAAGAAAUAUAUGUGUCUGAUUUGUGUGAGAAUUUAUACGAGAUAAGUUUUGUAAUUCAUUAAUCCGAUAUAUUUUUUCACAUCGUGAGAAAUGAUAUUUUAGGAUAAUAUAUUAUAUAAGAUACGAGCGUACACAUAUAACUCAUGGAUAUCUUCUAUUCGAUUAAAAUGAUGGUGAGCAUGAAAAUGCAAUAACUUUGGUGCUGCAUCCGAUACCAAAUAUCAUGAUAUAAAACUUAUUUGUAUCAUAAUGGAAUAUCAUGCAAUACAAAGGCAGGAUUUUGGAUGAAGAAGUUCAUUGAUACGUCAAAUACAGAACAGCAUUGAGUUAACAACAUUUAUCGACUCGGUUCAACGGGGCACUCAUUGUCAGUCGACGUCUAUCGAUCGAUGAUCUCGUUCCACUUUUAAGAAGCGCAAGCGGAGCUUCUAAUCGUCAUACCGAGGAAUGCCGUGGUAUAAGAUCGUACAUAGUGAAUUUCUAGUCGUUAUAAUGCUUUUUCUACGGCGUUCUCCGUUCAUCAAGGCAUACAUUUAUAGAUUAGCGAGAAUGGGGGGUAGCCUGCCAAGCGGAUGGAUGAGGAGGAUUCUCCUCUUCCUCGUUUUGAUAACCGGCGUACUUCUUAUUGCCAUGUACGCGCAUGCACCGCCACUUGCCUCGUUGCAGCCCUUCACGACACGUCGAUUGGAAGAGUUCGAACAGGGCUUCGUAACCUUCUUGGUCGAUAAUGAGAGCACCAAAAAUCCGGAGGAUCGCCUAUACAAGUACUUUGGUGCACCAAGGAAAAAGAAUUCUACCGGACGUGAUGAACGGACAGUCUUUCAAAGUCCCUGGUCAUGGACGUGCGUCGCUGGUCGUUGCGAAAGAAGGGCCGUGAGAUCAUCGAGAAUCUCCUUAGCAACUUGUACAGCUCUAUGCGGUGGUAAUACUCGUCUCUUGUGGCCUAGACCUACAGGGAACAUCAUCCUUGGAGAUGAAAGUGUUACUAUGCAUUUACAGCAGAUAGAAUUUGUCACAGUAAACACGAGCGAUCGAGACGUAAAGACUUUGUUGGAAUAUGCCAAAGACGUUUUCUUAGGAAACGUAAGAAGUCUGAUUCGAGUGGCAAACGUCAAAGGUAAAUCAGGAAUCGAUAGUUUUCUGAUAUAUUUAAGUGCUGGUAAUUCACGUGGGACCAAAUUAACCAUGGACACGGAUGAAUCUUAUACGCUCGAGCUUAUUUUAAAGGGUAAGAUUUUGGAAGCUCGGAUAACAGGAAAAAGCUAUUACGGUGUGCGCCACGGCCUUGAGACACUUGGACAAAUGAUCUGGUGGGACGAGAGCGCCGAAAGGCAAGGUUCUCUACGUGUACUCUCUCGUGCUUCGAUCGAAGACAAGCCAGUUUUUUCAUAUCGUGGUCUACUCGUCGACACAGGGAGACAAUUCUUCGGGAUCAACCAGUUAAAGAGGCUGAUCGACGGUAUGGCUGCCUCGAAACUGAACACCUUUCAUUGGCACCUAACGGAUUCUCAGAGCUUCCCCUUUGACUCGGUACAGUUUCCGGAAAUGGCGAGGUGGGGCGCUUACAGUGGCGAUCAAGUUUACACGCCGGAUGACAUUAAAGACUUCGCUGAUUAUGCAAGAAUUCGAGGAGUCAGGGUGCUCGUUGAGAUAGACUCUCCUGCUCAUGCUGGUGCUGGUUGGCAAUGGGGAGCGGAACAUGGGUAUGGUGAACUAGCACUUUGCGUAGAUCAACAACCUUGGACGUCUUACUGCGGUGAACCAAACUGCGGUCAGCUAAAUCCGAUAAACGAGCAUUCGUAUAGGAUACUAGAGGGUCUCUAUAGGGAGUUGUUAGACCUGACCGAAGUACGGGAUAUCAUUCAUCUUGGGGGAGAUGAGGUGAAUCUCGAUUGCUGGGCACAGUACGGAAAUAUAACCGCGGCGAUGCAAGCACAAAAUAUGACCGAUCAUCAUGCUAUGUGGGCGGAAUUCGAAACGAAAAUGUUCCAACGAUUGGUUAAGGCAAAUCAUGACGAGAUACCGAAGGCAGUCAUUUUGUGGAGUUCUCCACUCACGAAGCGUCCAUAUAUUACGACGUAUUUUGAUCCAAAGAUACAUGUCAUUCAAUCUUGGGGUGGUAGCAAUUGGCUUGAAACAUCGGAUCUUUUAGAAGAUGGUUUUCGAGUGAUAUUGUCACACGUGGACGCUUGGUACUUGGAUUGCGGAUUUGGUAGAUGGAGAGAAACCGGUGAAGCUGCUUGUGGCGAGUAUCGUACCUGGCAAACGGUUUACAAUCAUAGACCUUGGAAGGAGUAUCCUCAGCAGCAGAUGAAUCUAAUUCUCGGUGGUGAAGCUGCAAUUUGGAGCGAGCAAAUGGGUCAGGCGUCCUUGGGACCACGAGUAUGGCCAAGAGCAUCGGCUCUCGCCGAAAGAUUAUGGAGCGAUUUACCAACCAAUGGUUAUUCCACCGACGAGGGUGUGUACACGAGGUUAGCAGCUCACGUUGAAGUGUUAACGAGUCGAGGCAUCAAGACGGAAGCCAUGUGGCCACAAUGGUGUUCUCAGAAUCCCGGCAAAUGCCUCUGACCGAUCGUUAGAUGAUUAAGAACGAGCAUUAUUCUAUUACAUGGAUCGUGGAGAUCAAUUGCGACGAGAGAACGCUAGAAAAACCAAAAUGGAUGGCCAUCCCUCUCAACGGAACGUCGAUAAAUGAAAGAAAUUAAAAUUGUCUGAGUAGGUCGCUAUAAUUUUCCAAUAAGACAUCGAUCGAGUCACAUCGAAGUGAUACUCGUAACUGCCAUGAAUACUCGUGUUGCCUACGAUAUUGCUGCACGACGUGACGACGGAACGACGAUCCGCGAUAAUAAUGGCCUCUUAGAAAAUAAGAACGGAUAAACCUUGACGUUUUUUGAAAGAUCAAGCAAGACUAAGAAGAAUCCUUCUUCCGGUCGCGCGCGCACUCUUAACGGACCGGUACCUAUCGAUCGAUUUCGAAGGAACGUCGCGUUAAUCAGCAAAAUUCUAUGAUUCUGUUAUCUUUUUUGGAUAUUUUAAGGGGUUUGGAAAACAUACAUAUGUAUAUGUAGAAUGAAAGUAUAAGAUAUAUUUUAAAAAUAUAAUUACACUGAUUGAUUUCAAAAUUAUCUAAUCACAUCUUAAAUGAGAUAACAGUGAAUGAUUUUGUAAGAUAUAUUUCUUCGAUAUAGUGAAAGUAUUUUUCUUUUUCUUUUUCUUUUUUUUUUUUGUUCACGAUACACCGAGCACAGGAGAAAAAACAAGGAUAAUGUAGUUUCUUCGAAUUAACGGAUCGUUUAAUUAUAAGAAACGAAUAGAAAGUACUAUGCAGUACUGAAAAGAAGUCUCGCGAGAUGGCACAAGGAAAGGGAGGGGGGGAUAACCUGACGUUCCAUUCCAUCUGGACCUUUGAUAUUCCCGUAAUCCCUACAGUACGUCUUGUUUAAGGAAAGAUUUAAAAUAUGAAAAGAUCCUUUAAGAUGAACGUGAGAUAAGCUUUGUGUGUACAUAGUAUCGCUGUAUGUAAGUGUAUAACGUGGUAUGCGAUGUUAUUGUAUUAAGAUUUAGAUUAAUCAUGCUGUGGUGAGGUGAUGAGAGAAGUAAAGGAGAGAAGGAAAGAAUGGACAGAAGAUGUAACGUGACAAGACGAGACUUUUUUUUUUUUAUAUAUACACACCGGGUGUCUCCUUUUAAUAUUUUUUUUUUCUGUUCGAAGUGCCUUUUAAGCUGUUCAAUCGUCUCGCGCAACGCGAUCUCGUUAUAGUGCGUGCGCGUGACGAUCGCGUGUACGUUCCUACAUUCUGAUAAGGAAAGGGGUGGAAGAUCUAGAAAGAUGACAGGAAUGGGCACGUAAUGUACGAACGAUAUAGUGCACACCGAACAUUUAUCUAUCAUAAGAUUACUGGACCGAGGCAUUGCACUAGCUAUCUCGUUUUAAAUCUUGAUUCUUCCUUGUUUAAAUUUUAAAAUUCAGAUAAAUGAAAAUUUUUUAAUAAUAUUUGCAAGUUUAUCUUUGCAUUUCCCAAACGAGUUUUAAUCUUUCGUCAUAUUUAUACGUCGUUUGAUUGUUAGAUUCUUAGAUCAUUGAUAUCUACGAAGGAUCAAUUAUAUAAAACGAUCAUAGCUUUGAAGGCCAGUUGAAAUCUUUGAAAAAGGUACUUUCGUCCAUUGACUUAAAUUUAUACAAAGUGCUCGUGUUAGCUUUGUUAGCCAAAUCUCGAUGAAAUAUAUAUACCAAAUGUCAAGCAUGUUAUUUGUUGGUGAAUCGAAAAACUUUUUUAACUAAUUGUUAGAAAUCAGUUCGAGAUACCAAUGUAACAGAAAUUGCUUGUAUGUAGGUACUAGCGAACAAAUUGAUAAUAACGUCGCUAAUGUUUAGCGUGAAAAUAUAUUGUGUUGAUAUCUUUUACUAAUGUUUUAGGAUAAAUGUUGAGAUGGAAAGAUUUGAUGCAGAUUUACUUAUAAAAUAAUAGCGAACAUUAUAUUAAAAAAGACCAUAUUGAUGAUGAAUACGUUGAGAUUUUAGAUCCUUUUAUCGUUUUAAGACAGCUUCGCUGCAUUAUUAGAGACGCUCUAUUUGCAUUGGUCGAGGCCGGUGACAAGAAAUCGAAACGUGAGUUUUAUUUUAUGAUGUAGUUAAUUAAUUAAAAAAAUUCGUAUUAUUCCGACUAAUGAACGUGGGACAAAUAGAAAUAAGAAUGACUACUUGCGUAUGUUUCUUAUCGUCCCUUUUAUAAGCACAAUAUAGAAUUCUGUUGUCCGACAAACAGAGUCACGACUGUUCUUAUUGAAAAUAAGAUUCAUUUUUAUGAUAAAUAUUAAAAAUAUUACAAAUAAAUGAAUGUAAAAGGUGAUUCUUACGACCGGCCAUCCCGUGUUCAGUUUCCCGAGUGAAAUAUAACGAAACAAGAAUAGCGUUGUAGUUUUUAAGUGUUUUUAGGAAUGGUAUAAUAUUCGCAAAUCUUUAGUAGGAGAAAGGAUCCGUGUUAUAUUCUUAUAUCGGCACUUCUUUCUCCCUAUAUUGCGAUAUCGAUGGUGAAUUUAACGUGUGAAAGUAUUAUAAAUAUCGUGUACAGAUACGAUCAGAAAAAAGUUGUACUCAUAGAAAAACGAAAAGAGAAGGAGAUAAUAAUAAUAAUAAUAGGAAUUAAUUAAAGAAAAAAAAAAGAAAAUAAGAAAAAGGAAAACCAGUGAAAAAAAAGAGAAAAGAUAAGAAAAGAAAAGAAACACGAAAGUACUGUACUUACUGUUACUUACUGACAUUGAUAAUCGUAAGCGAAAUAAUUAAGACAGGUCCUUGACUUUAGCCAAUGAAAUUAUUCGCGACGAUUUAGCUAAACAAAUGAAAUAUAUCGUUCGAUGUUUUCCUACUCCGCCUCGUUAUGGAAUGAGAAGAUUGGGAGAAGGAUGGAGAGCGUUAGAUGAAACUAUAAAUACAGACACAAAUAGUAAUAGUUAAUAUAUUAUAAAUAAAAGAAAUCAUGCGUAAUAUUGAUGGGGACGUAUUCCUGCGUUUAUACGAUUAUUGGUUUUCAAUGGCAAAAAUGUGCAUAUACAGAAUGAUCGUUUCAAGAAAGAUAUACUCUGUUACAAAAUGCGAAUAACAAAUGUUUAACAUAAACUGAAUUUUAAUACGA
Vespa crabro (European hornet) is the source of this 6296-nucleotide messenger RNA. It is a transcript of the gene fdl, whose product is annotated as probable beta-hexosaminidase fdl. The record is from RefSeq and is a predicted model, not a curated record. Bases 1111 to 3231 code for a protein of 706 amino acids. The transcript has 10 exons. Gene Ontology annotation, molecular function: beta-N-acetylhexosaminidase activity. NCBI's taxonomy places the organism in Eukaryota, Metazoa, Arthropoda, Insecta, Hymenoptera, Vespidae. Gene Ontology annotation, biological process: ganglioside catabolic process; carbohydrate metabolic process; glycosaminoglycan metabolic process. Gene Ontology annotation, cellular component: membrane.